Musca domestica (house fly) is the source of this 1578-nucleotide messenger RNA. RefSeq names its product tRNA-dihydrouridine(20) synthase [NAD(P)+]-like (gene Dus2). The record is from RefSeq and is a predicted model, not a curated record. Lineage: Eukaryota; Metazoa; Arthropoda; Insecta; Diptera; Muscidae. The transcript has 5 exons. The coding region runs from base 68 to 1507 and encodes 479 amino acids. Gene Ontology annotation, cellular component: cytoplasm. Gene Ontology annotation, molecular function: tRNA binding; tRNA dihydrouridine synthase activity. Gene Ontology annotation, biological process: tRNA dihydrouridine synthesis.
UGGAACGUUUUUAAAUUUGGUAGUACCACUGCCAUGUGUUGUUUUGGUCAGUGACUUGGUGGAUUGAAUGGUUUGGAGAACUUUGUGGGCUCGUUUGACAAAAAUGACAGCGGGAAAACUGGAUUAUAGUAAUAAAAUUAUAUUAGCACCCAUGGUAAGGGUGGGGACAUUACCCACACGUCUUUUGGCCUUGGAAAUGGGAGCUGAUAUAGUUUACACAGAGGAAUUGAUUGACUUGAAAUUAAUAAAAUGUGUGAGAAGUGUUAAUGAGGCAUUGGGUACAAUAGAUUAUGUUGAUCCCUCAGAUGGCACAGUCAGUUUUCGUACCUGUGAGUUGGAAAAAUCACGACUGGUAUUACAAAUGGGUACCAGCGAUGCCGAACGGGCAUUGGCUGUGGGCAAGAAAAUACAAUAUGAUAUCUCUGGCUUAGACAUAAAUAUGGGCUGUCCCAAGGAGUUUUCCAUUAAGGGUGGCAUGGGAGUGGCUUUGUUGGCCCAGCCCGAAAAGGCCUGUCACAUUCUAAAGACUUUAGUUGAUAAUUUGGAUAUUCCGGUGACGUGUAAAAUAAGAAUAUUACCAAAUCUUGAGGAUACCAUAGAAUUGGUAAAGAAAUUGGCCGGCACUGGUAUAUCAGCCAUUGGUAUACAUGCCCGCACCCGUGACGAAAGACCACAACAUAGUCCACAUCCGGAUGUGAUACGUGAAAUAGUGAAACACCUCGAUAUACCGGUUAUCUGUAAUGGUGGAUCACGAGAUAUUGAAAAAUAUACAGAUAUUUUGAAAUUUCGUGAUCUAUGUGGCGCAUCGAGCAUUAUGGUGGCACGAGCGGCACAAAUGAAUGUUUCGAUAUUUAGGAAAGAGGGUUUAUUAGAAAUGGAUGACUUGAUUUGCAGAUAUUUGAAGUUAAGCGUCGACUAUGAUAAUCCACCGCACAACACCAAAUAUGGUAUACAAAGCAUCAUGCGUGAACAACAGGAGACGCCAAGGGGGAAAUUGUUUUUAAAGUCGCAGACAAUGCAACAAAUGUGUGAUAUUUGGAAUAUGGGCGAUUACUGCCGCCAAAAGGAAUUAGAAUUACAUACCAAAGGUACAUUUGGUAGAAGAAAAGUAAUACCCGGUCAAGUACCUGACUCCGAAAUACUAGAGACAGUGGCGAAAAAAGCCAAACUAGAAAAUGACAAUGAAAAUGAUGAGUUAGACAAAGAUAUAAUUGAAGAGAAUAUUGCCUUCCUGAGAUGUAACUAUGAUAUAAAGAACGAUCAAUUUCCCAAAACUGUACUCUAUGUACAUGCCAAUAAAAAUGAGCUACUGCAACCAGUUUACGAUACCGAAGGCAAAGAUAAACUAUUUCGUUCCAUUUGUAAAUUUGAUGGCAAACGUUAUCGUUCCACAUUUUGGUCGAAGAAUAAAAAACAAGCUGAACAAGCUGCAGCCUUGGUGUGUUUAAAGAAUAUUGGCUUGGUAACGGAAGAGGAACUCAUCAAAAAUGGCAGUAUUUUAAGAUGAUAUAUGACGAAUGGAACCUGCUAUUGUUAAAUAAAUUUAGAACAAUAAUUAUACGUUUAGAGGCCAUGAGA